AUGGAUGUACUGCUGAUUGCUCUUGGCCAGAUUUCCAGUGAGAGUGAGCAGGAAAAGAGACUGGGAGAGUUGGAGCAGGAGCUGAAGGACUGUUGUGAAUUCUGGGUGCCCUCUGAGGAGAAAAGGGAGGAUGUCACUGCUACAUCAGUGCCACUCUGCUUCCCUUCUGUGUUAUCUUCAGUGCCUGAUGACAUUGCCAGCUCUUCCCGUCCUCCAACGUCUUACAUCACUUCCCAGGAGAUGAAGUGUAUUCUUCACUGGCUUGCCAGUUGGUCAGGUCCCCAGUGGGAACAUUUUCUACAAGACCUGGUAGCUAAGGCAGUGUUGGGAAUGCUACAACCACUGCUGGAUGGUCUGGAACAGCUCAGUGUAUCUGCGGCAAAUCGACCACCUUGUAUCUUUGAGUAUCUUUGGGAUCAGUGGUUUCGAGGUUGGGCUGAGCAGGAGUGCAAUGAAUUUGUCAGGCAGAUGGAGGUUAGUGAGCCAGAUUUCGUGUUGAAGUUUUACCAAGCUGUGGCUGCUACUGCUGGUAACGACUGA
This is a messenger RNA of Grammomys surdaster, 540 nucleotides long. RefSeq lists its product as uncharacterized. The record is from RefSeq and is a predicted model, not a curated record. The transcript is spliced from 2 exons. NCBI's taxonomy places the organism in Eukaryota, Metazoa, Chordata, Mammalia, Rodentia, Muridae. Bases 1 to 540 code for a protein of 179 amino acids.